AUGGUAUCAAGAUCUUCUAUCACACAAAACAAACCAAAUUCUGCAGUUGUAACAUACUCGACAUUAACUGUAGCAGCUGUUGGUUUUUUUGCCUAUUAUUUAUACCACAAAUUGCAAAACAGACGUAGGAGAAGAGAUGAUGACAAUAGCGAAGAAAAUACUCAAAACAAUCGAAGACGCAACACUCAUCACCCACGUCAUACAGACUUUAACCAAGAAAGAGAUCAAAGGGGGCUUGCUGCCAGAUUAUUUGGAACAACUCCUAUCAGAAAACAUCGAUUAUCAAUCUCAAUGAAAAAUGUAUGUGAUGAUGAUGAUUAUAAAGGAGAAGGGGGAUAUGAUGUUUAUUUAGUAUGUCCAAUAUCUAACGAACAAGAGAAACAUCAAAUAAUUUCUUUGUUAAGCAAUGAAAAUUUGUUUAGUACAAAAGUUAUUGAUAAACGUAAAGUUAUUUUCUGUGAAACUGAAGAAGGUAAAGUACACAUUAUUAGACAUAUUAAGGCAAGUGUUCAUAUUGAAAGUGGAUUAAAUAAUGAAGAUGUUGUGGGAUUGGUUAGAAGUUUUGUCGAUAACGUUAUUUGGGUAUUAUAUGACAAUGAUUAUUUUGACUAUUAUAAUGGUGGAAGUAGAAAAAUUAAUAGUGAUGAGUUAAGUCCAAAUGUUGAAGAUAGAAAGCAAUGGACAAACGUUGAAAUUUGUUCAGAUUUGUGGAAAUGUAGCUUAGCAAGACUAUGUUAA
Molecule: messenger RNA, 738 nt
Organism: Entrophospora candida
Lineage: Eukaryota; Fungi; Glomeromycota; Glomeromycetes; Entrophosporales; Entrophosporaceae
Source: the annotation of a GenBank genome assembly